Molecule: messenger RNA, 1205 nt
Organism: Solanum verrucosum
Lineage: Eukaryota; Viridiplantae; Streptophyta; Magnoliopsida; Solanales; Solanaceae
Exons: 8
Coding region: 151-906 (251 amino acids)
Cellular component (GO): endoplasmic reticulum membrane; dehydrodolichyl diphosphate synthase complex
Molecular function (GO): ditrans,polycis-polyprenyl diphosphate synthase [(2E,6E)-farnesyl diphosphate specific] activity
Source: RefSeq, a predicted model, not a curated record
GUCUUCUCAGUCUCUCUCGUGCUCGUCUCCCGUUGGCGACCAGCAGGUUGCUGCCUGAUAGUGUUCUUUUCUGGAUUGUGUUGCUGAGGGCUGCUUUUUGUAUGGGAUCCCUGCUCAAUUUCAUUAUUUAUCGGAUAAGAAACUCGAUCAAUGGGCUUAGGGAAUGAGGUGCAGAAGAUUCUAAGCUGGACAUCUGUGUGUGGUAACCUUUUGCUUCAUUUGGUCUGGCUCAUCUUACACUUGAUCAUCAAUGUUUGGUACUCUGUAUUAGGCAUAGCUCGUAUGGUUGAGAAUACCCUUAUUUCUAGUGGGCUGCUAAAGAGUUACAAUGCCGUUAACAUUAGUAAAGUGCGCUAUCUGGCUGUUGUGAUUGACAGUGAAGAAGCUUGUGAAACUUCAAAAGUUCUUGAAUUAUUGUGUUGGCUUGCGUCUAUUGGUGUAAAAAGCAUCUGUCUCUAUGAUAGAGAAGGAGUGCUGAAAAAGUCCCAGACAGCUAUUAUAGAAGGAUUGAACAAGUCCCAGAAAGCCAUUGUAGAAGGAUCGGAUCAUGGAACUUUGGGUGAGAAGCAUGUAGACCUGGAGUUUGUCUCUUUUGCUGAUUCAAAACCUGCAGUAGCCAAAGCAGCUAAUUUACUCUUUGCCAAGCAUUAUGCUAGCACAAAACCAGAAAAGCCAAAUUUUACAGAGUCUGACAUGUCUGAGACGCUACAAGCUGUAGGUUUUGGGGGACCAGAGCCUGAUCUUUUAUUCGUUUAUGGUCCUGUGAGAUGUCACAUGGGUUUUCCAGCAUGGAGAAUCCGGUACACUGAGAUCGUACAUAUGGGAACCUUAAAGUCCAUGGAGUUUGGUUCCCUCAUAAAAGCCAUCCACAAAUUCACAAAGGUGCAUCAAAACUAUGGCCAAUGAACACUAGCAGGUGGAGUGAUUUUUCCUAUACAACGACAUUGUUACACUUCUCAGCAACUUACAACACACAAUCAGCUCGUCUUAUAUAUUUAUACUGUUCCAAGAUUUCAUACAAAAAAAAUGUAGCGUUAAACAUUUAACAAGUACCCCUGUUUUUAACUAUUUUUUUGCACAUUGCUAUAUAACUAGUUAGAGAUACCUCCUGUUGUGAAAAAUUAUAGGAACUUGUGAUGGUGUAUUAGUGAUUGGGCGCAAAGUUGUGUUGAGGACAGUAAUAACUUAUAUAGGGUGGAGAAUUU